CGAGCUCGAGCUCUCCUCGCCGGAAAAUUCGAUUUGAGUCGCCAUUGCAGCCGUAUCCUCUCCUCCGGCGAGCUGCGUCGAGAUAGAGAGAAAAGGAUACAAUGAUGGAGAACGUGAUCAUAUAUUUUAAAUGCAAAGGUCGCAUGUAUAGCUUGAUGAUGAAUACAUCGGAGGGGAAAAUAACGCUCUCCAUGUUAGAAGGUAGGAUAUGCACGAAGCUUGGAUUAGAUGAAAGUAAGGUUAAAUUGCAAAUGAGAUACAAUGCUGUGCUGAUGGGACCAACUGAAGAGAUUUACAUUAGUGAUGAUGAGGAUGUAGGUGUCUAUAUAUCUUCAGGUGAAAAUUACCGUAGAUAUGUUUUGAAUGUGGACGUCAUCACUCCACCAGAAUUGCCCGAGCAACUGUCGAGAGUGGAGCUCCUCAAUAAAAGUUCUGUUGGUAAGAACUAUGUGGAAUUGGAUUCAAAUGAGGAUGAAAUGAGAGAUAGUGCUGCCAUCGUUUUGUGCGAAUGCGAGGAGGAACAAGGAAUAGUACCAAAUGAGGCAAUAAUGGAGGUUGAUGAUACUCAAGAUCCUGAGAUUGGAUCACGUGAUGAAUCUAUGGAUAGAUGUGAUGAUAGGGGUGAUGAAUACGUUGAGCCACCGCCUGUUGUAGAAGCUGGUCAGUUUAAAAAAGAAUGGGAAGACGGUAUUGGACUGAUCCCGGAUAAGUCACAGUGGGAUAUCCCAGAUGAGAUCAAAGCGUUGAAGGUAUUACCUCUGCCUCGUAAAAAGAAGAAGGGUAGAACAAAAGUAUUGAGGCUUCCAUCCACCGGGGAAAGGCGUCCAAAACGUCAAAGGACUCAAAACAAAAGGAGGCCGAGGCAAUCGCUGCAAUGGUUGUUAUUUGGCAACCAUAGUAUUUGAUUUUAUCUGAACUUGAUGAUUUGUAAACCAUAUUUGCGUUGUACAACUAUGUAACACUAGAUUUGCCUCCUGUAAUACUAGGUUUUAAUUCACUGGCGUAAGGGUAAUACUAGUAUAACAGGUAUUACUAAUGAAAAAAUUAGGUAACACUGGUAUAACUAGUAUAACUACUGAAGAAAAUUAUGAAAUUUGAUAUUUCUAAUUUUUUCAACACCAACUAUAACAUAGACUAUUAAGUGAUAAUAAACUCUUACAAAUGAUUUAAAACGAAGUAAGAAUAGGGAAAAAAAAAUAUUUUCAUGUAAGAUUGUUUUAUGAGACUACAUCCAACAUAUUCCUUAUACUUUUAAGCUCACUUUUGAUAUAAACUCCAAUUUAGGAUUGAUAUUUUACAAUUUUAUAUAUUUUUAACAUUUUAUUACAUUAAACCUUUAGAAUUCAAUAAUAAUAGAGUUUCCUCAAGUGUACAACUAGAUAAAUCAUUUUUAAGGAUGUGUAAUACUGGUUAAAUUUGAAAACACCAAAAGUAAAACUAUGUGGACAAUUUGUACAACUGAAAACUAGGGUACAACUAUGUUAAAAAAAACGGCGCACAUGUCACAAAGACUGCGCACACGUGGAUUUGACUGCGCACACGUGGGUUUGAGUGCGCACACGUGGGCAUAUAAUUCCAAUUUCUCCCCCCAAAUUUUUUUUCCCUCCAAUUUUUCCCCCCAAAAUCAAUUAAACCCAAAAUCAACAAAAACAAAUAACUAAAAUUCUUUUUUUCUCCACUUCUAAUUCACAAUCGAGACUUCUCCUC
Molecule: messenger RNA, 1707 nt
Organism: Arabidopsis lyrata subsp. lyrata
Lineage: Eukaryota; Viridiplantae; Streptophyta; Magnoliopsida; Brassicales; Brassicaceae
Exons: 2
Coding region: 102-905 (267 amino acids)
Source: RefSeq, a predicted model, not a curated record